Molecule: messenger RNA, 578 nt
Organism: Actinia tenebrosa (Australian red waratah sea anemone)
Lineage: Eukaryota; Metazoa; Cnidaria; Anthozoa; Actiniaria; Actiniidae
Source: RefSeq, a predicted model, not a curated record
CUGAAGAUGGCCUGAACCAGAUACUUGGCGUUGAAGAUUCUUUGCUUCCUCAUCAUGUAACAGCAAGUCGUCACAAGCUAAUUUCUCUUAUCCUACUUGGCCUGUGGAUUGUGAUGRKWGUCAUCUYCCUCACAAGAUUAUCUUACAACAAGUUCUUUCUCCUCAUGUCCAGCUCAUUUUUGGUUCAUUCCAUAUUUGGCCCAGUUUGGUGUGUACGACGGCUAGCAUUUCUCAUUGGUUUAUGCAUGUGGRUUGGCUCUCUUGUUGCMAACAAACCWAUCCCAGCAGCUAUUGCUAUACUGAUUCUAUUUCUUUUGACGGGAUUGAGAAAAUGGAGAAAGCAGUUGGCUAAAGCAAAAAGUGCAGAAGAUUUGAUGAAUUUCAACAGGACCAUGGACCAGAGAAUGGACAGCCUUGAGAGAAAAGUUGAUGUGAUUCUUGCAAAAGUGGAGUUCUUGGUGGAUAGAAUCCCAGACAGAGCAAACUAUAAGCAUGCAUAAGAAAUGGGAUCAAAAAUUAUUUUGAAUGAUUGGAGGUAUUGGUUAUUGCACUACAGAUUACCUCAAGCCUCGGUCAGA